AUGUCGUCUACCGGUUACCAGCAACGUCACAACACAAGCAACAAUACCAAUCCUGACUCAUCAUCAUCAGCUUUGGUCUCUGAUUCAGAUUAUGAUGUCAAUGAUUCCACAUCUUCUGCUUCUUCCCAACCUGGCCCACCGUUGAGGAGAUCUUCAUCAUUGUUUUCCCUCUCUUCAAAAGAAGAUAUUCCUAAACCAGAACAAACCGAGUACUUGAAGUUCAUCAACGACAAUAGACAUUUCAGUUUGAUUAGAAACUUACACAUGGCAGAUUUCAUCACGUUGUUGAAUGGUUUCAGUGGUUUUUACGCUAUAAUAUCCUGUUUACGAUACUCAUUAACUGGCAAAUCAAACUAUGUGCAAAGAGCCCACUUCUUUAUAGUUUUGGGUUUGUUUUUUGAUUUCUUUGAUGGUAGAGUUGCUAGAUUAAGAAACAAGUCAUCAUUAAUGGGACAAGAAUUGGAUUCAUUGGCUGAUUUGGUAAGUUUUGGUGUAUCGCCUGCAACAAUUGCUUUUGCUAUUGGAUUCCAAUCGACUAUCGAUGUUUUGUUGUUGGCAUUUUGGGUCUUGUGUGGAUUGACAAGAUUGGCUAGGUUCAACAUUUCCGUGAAUAAUAUCCCCAAAGACAAGACGGGUAAAUCACAAUAUUUUGAAGGUUUGCCUAUCCCAAGUAACUUGUUUUGGGUAGCGUUGAUGGCUUUGUUGGUUUAUAAGGAUUGGAUUCACGAGCAAUUGCCAUUGGGUGUUGUUUUUGCCAAUACUCCGUAUGAGUUUCAUUUGUUGGCCUUGGGAUUUGUGUUGCAAGGAUGCGCCAACAUUUCCAAGUCGUUAAAGAUCCCUAAACCAUAA
This is a messenger RNA of Lodderomyces parapsilosis, 849 nucleotides long. It is a transcript of the gene CHO1, whose product is annotated as CDP-diacylglycerol-serine O-phosphatidyltransferase. Lineage: Eukaryota; Fungi; Ascomycota; Pichiomycetes; Serinales; Debaryomycetaceae. Gene Ontology annotation, molecular function: phosphotransferase activity, for other substituted phosphate groups. Gene Ontology annotation, cellular component: membrane. The record is from RefSeq and is a predicted model, not a curated record. Gene Ontology annotation, biological process: phospholipid biosynthetic process. The coding region runs from base 1 to 849 and encodes 282 amino acids. The transcript has a single exon.